Messenger RNA from Hipposideros armiger (great roundleaf bat), 1098 nucleotides. It is a transcript of the gene FAM3D, whose product is annotated as FAM3 metabolism regulating signaling molecule D. The coding region runs from base 298 to 939 and encodes 213 amino acids. The record is from RefSeq and is a predicted model, not a curated record. The transcript has 9 exons. NCBI's taxonomy places the organism in Eukaryota, Metazoa, Chordata, Mammalia, Chiroptera, Hipposideridae.
GGGAGUUCAUGGCAGGCCUCUCGGGAGGAGGAGACAGCCCACUUGACGUUCCCAGUGAGCUGCUCUGUUCCGCUUUGGGCCUGCUGCACCUAGAGGGCCCACCUGGGAGGCCCCAGUCUCUUGUGAAUCAGGAGGCUGAACUCUCUUAACGGGCUGGUCCAGGGUGGUGGUCAGCCGGCUCAGGGAUCCAAGGCACCAGCUGGAUGGACCCUCUCGGCUUUCUCCACGGAAGCAGGGAAGCAGGCGCUUGAGGCCUCAGGCUAACGCUGACCCCAAGCCACUCCUCACCUGGGCAGGAUGAGAGUAUCAGGUCUGCUUCGCAUCCUGGCCGUCAUCUUUGUCCUGUUCACCUCAUGGAUCUUUUUUUGGGGCUAUCUCAGCUUCAGCAUGAAAACCGUCCGUCUGCCACGCUGGCUGGGGGCAGUCUCCAAGAAGACCAGGGUCGUGAAGACCAGGUGUAACCUCAGCAAGCCCUGCCCAGACAACUACUUUGCGUUUAAAAUCUGCAGCGGGGCCGCCAACGUCGUGGGCCCCUCCAUAUGCUUCGAAGACCACAUGAUCAUGAGUCCUGUGAAAAACAACGUGGGCAGAGGCCUGAAUAUCGCCCUGGUGAACGGAACCACGGGAAUGGUGCUGAAACACGACCAUUUCGACAUGUACUCUGGAGAUGUUCAGCUCCUGGAGAAAUUCCUUAAAGAAAUUACAGAGGGCAUGCUGGUACUAGUGGCCUCCUAUGAUGACCCGGGGACCAAAAUGAAUGAUGAAAUCAGGAAGCUCUUCUCCCAGAUGGGCAGCUCCCACGCAAACCAACUGGGCUUCCGGGACAGCUGGGUCUUCUUAGGGGCCAGAGGCAUCAAGAAUAAUAGCCCCUUUGAGCAGGUGGGUUCCUGGUGGCCUCCCCAUCCCUGGCGGCGGGGAGGGGAACAGUGCCAGGGAUGAAUGGACAAGGACUGUGGUGGUGGCAUGGGAAGGACACAAAGGGCAGUGUGGGGAGGGCCACCUAGCUGUCAUCCACCCCAGAGAUCAGGGUGACCUGACUGGCUAACCCCCAGCAGGAAGCGGCCUUGACCAUUUUGCAAGGACCUAUACAAGAGGAUG